CAGAAUCGCAGCCCGAGACCGGGCUCCGGGCCGCGGCCUCCACCCAGCUGGGCCCCGCGCCCGUGCUCCGCCUCCCCCGGGCCGUCAUCGGCCAUGGCAGCCUGGCUGAGGAUACCCGCACGGGCCAGCGCCGCGCUCCAGAGCCCGCCCAAACCCACCCGGCCUCCCAAGCAUCUCUGGAUUAGAUCGGGGUCCCCACAGCACCUCUGCUUAACGUUCAGCUCCACUUCCGAGGCCAACGGAGACGGCCCCGAGCCCCGCUCUCCAGGCGGGCUAGAGGUGACCGAGAAGGAGCCGGCGAGCAAAGAGUUAACCGCGGCCGAGUUACGGAUCGUCCAGCUGCACGCUUCCGCCUGCGCGGCAGGCCAGCUAAACUACGUGGAUCCGGCUACUGGCUACCUGGUGUUCACACAGCUUGCUCACUUGCAGAAAGGUUCAUGCUGUGGCUCAGCCUGCAGGCACUGUCCCUAUGGUCAAGUCAAUGUUAAAGAUCCAUCUAAAAAGAAGAAGUUCAAUUCAUAUUUUUAUAUUUGACAAUAAUUUCAUCUUGGUUGUGGUUUAGCUGGAGCCUAUUUUUAAAA
This is a messenger RNA of Suncus etruscus (white-toothed pygmy shrew), 581 nucleotides long. It is a transcript of the gene C3H1orf53, whose product is annotated as chromosome 3 C1orf53 homolog. Bases 94 to 534 code for a protein of 146 amino acids. The record is from RefSeq and is a predicted model, not a curated record. Lineage: Eukaryota; Metazoa; Chordata; Mammalia; Eulipotyphla; Soricidae. The transcript has 3 exons.